Messenger RNA from Ctenocephalides felis (cat flea), 5853 nucleotides. RefSeq names its product collagen alpha-2(IV) chain-like. The record is from RefSeq and is a predicted model, not a curated record. Bases 1 to 5853 code for a protein of 1950 amino acids. Lineage: Eukaryota; Metazoa; Arthropoda; Insecta; Siphonaptera; Pulicidae. The transcript is spliced from 11 exons.
AUGAAGCUUUUAGUAUUAUCACUACUUGUUAGUGCUUCUAUAGUAUCAUCAAAUGGGGCAAAGUUAAAUCUGGAAGCAUUCGACAAGAUCAAAUUAUUGGAACACGAAGCCAGAGCCGGAUUUAUCAAGACGAGGCAUAUUAUUGACCACGAUAAUGGUAUCAUUGCCUACAAGGACCUCCAUGAGGGUUCUUGUUACAUAGAACAAAUGUUGAGCGAAAUGGAAGCCCAGACAUCCCUUGAUACCAGAACUUUAUAUGUAGCUGGAGAACCCCUUAACAAAAUACAGUUAAAAGAAAUAGCAGGUUCAAGAAUCGUCGACUUCUGCCUCGGUUUCGAAACUUAUUUGUUGCAAGAAGAAAAACCAACUUUCGGUAUUGAAAAUGCUGAUCAACACGCCAGUGAUAAAGAAGAUUUAGUGGGAAACACUAAUGCUUUAACAAAAUUAGAAGGCAGGACUGAUACACAAAAUUCUGCAUUGAAAACUAAUGCUCCAAUCAGACAGAAGAGAGAAGCUGAUGCACAAAGUGGACGUCGAGGAAGAUUUCGUGGCCAAACUCAAGCCCAAUAUUUAAAUUUCGGCGGUGCUGGUUCUCCUGAUAAAGAUGGUAAAGCAGAAGCCGAAGCACUGGAUGGCGGAGGCAGCAGGGCAGUUGUCUCUGGAAGUAAUGGCAUGGGACAAGCUCAAAGUCAAUCUAGUGCGGGAAGCUGCGCAGACUGUGUUGGGUACGAUGGCUACUACAGAGGUUACCCUGGAGCAUAUCCAGGACUACCAGGCACGGAAGUACUAGCGCAAUAUGGCAGACCAGGCCAUGCAGCACCACCAGGAGUGAGUGUCGAUAAAGAUACUAGGCCAAGACCGGGACUACCGGAUCGUCUAACAGGUCCAGAUGGAUGGCAACCGCCCACUACGUUUGUUCCAGGACGUCCUUCCGGAACCGCGCCAGGAACGCCAUUACGUCCUGGUCAAGUACCCAGCCCAGGACAAGUACCCCGUCAACCCGGUGCGUUAUUACCUGGACAAGUUAGUGGGCAACCUGGCAUUACAAAACCGCCUGGUCAGAUACCAGGGCAGCCUGGUUGGCAAUAUCCCGGACAAGCAGGAAUACAAUUACCAGGGCAAGUAGGAGCUCAACCCGGAGCUCAAUAUCCAGGGCAGGUGGGAGGUGUAGGCCCAACCAGUCAACAAUUUGCUGGACAACCUGGUGCACAGUAUCCAGGUCAAGCGGGAGCACAAUAUCCAGGCCAAGUACCCGGUCAAGCAGGAGCGCAAUAUCCAGGCCAAGUUCCCGGUCAACCAGGUGCACAAUAUCCAGGCCAAGUACCCGGCCAAGCAGGAGCACAAUAUUCAGGACAAGUUUCCGGUCAAGCCGGAGCUCAGUAUCCUGGACAAGUACCCGGUCAAGCCGGAGCUCAGUAUCCUGGGCAAGUUCCCGGUCAAGCCGGAGCACAAUAUCCAGGCCAGGUACCCGGUCAAGCAGGAGCACAAUAUCCAGGACAUGUUCCCGGUCAAGCAGGAGCGCAAUACCCAGGACAAGUUCCCGGUCAAGCAGGAGCGCAAUACCCAGGACAAGUUCCCGGUCAAGCUGGAGCACAAUAUCCAGGCCAAGUACCCGGUCAAGCAGGGGCACAAUAUCCAGGCCAAGUACCCGGUCAAGCAGGAGCACAAUAUCCAGGCCAAGUCCCCGGUCAAGCCGGAGCUCAGUAUCCUGGGCAAGUACCCGGUCAAGCAGGGUCACAAUAUCCAGGCCAAGUACCCGGUCAAGCAGAAACAAAAUAUCCAGGCCAAGUACCCGGCCAAGCUGGAGCACAAUAUCCAGGUCAAGUACCCGGUCAAGCAGGGGCACAAUAUCCAGGCCAAGUACCCGGUCAAGCAGGAGCACAAUAUCCAGGCCAAGUACCCGGUCAAGCCGGAGCUCAGUAUCCUGGGCAAGUACCCGGUCAAGCAGGAGCACAAUAUCCAGGCCAAGUACCCGGUCAAGCAGAAACAAAAUAUCCAGGCCAAGAACCCGGCCAAGCUGGAGCACAAUAUCCAGGCCAAGUACCCGGCCAAGCUGGAGCACAAUAUCCAGGCCAAGUUUCCGGCCAAGCCGGAGCUCAGUAUCCUGGGCAAUUACCCGGUCAAGCAGGGGCACAAUAUUCAGGCCAAGUACCCGGUCAAGCAGAAGCACGAUAUCCAGGCCAAGUACCCGGUCAAGCAGGAACAAAAUAUCCAGGCCAAGUACCCGGCCAAGCUGGAGCACAAUAUCCAGGUCAAGUACCCGGCCAAGCUGGAGCACAAUAUCCAGGUCAAGUACCCGGUCAAGCAGGAGCACAAUAUCCAGGCCAAGCGGAAGCUCAGUAUCCUGGGCAAGUACCCGGUCAAGCAGGGGCACAAUAUCCAGGACAAGUACCCGGUCAAGCAGGAGCACGAUAUCCAGGCCAAGUACCCGGUCAAACCGGAGCUCAGUAUCCUGGGCAAGUACCUGGUCAAGCCGGAGCACAAUAUCCAGGCCAAGUACCCGGUCAAGCAGGGACCCAAUAUCCGGGCCGAGUACCCGGUCAAGCAGGAACACAAUAUCCAGGCCAAGUACCCGGCCAAGCAGGAGCACAAUACCCAGGCCAAGUACCCGGUCAAGCAGGAGCACAAUACCCAGGCCAAGUACCCGGUCAAGCAGGAGCACAGUACCCAGGCCAAGUACCCGGUCAAGCGGGAGCACAAUACCCAGGCCAAGUACCCGAUCAAGCAGGAGCACAGUACCCAGGCCAAGUACCCGGUCAAGCGGGAGCACAAUAUCCAGGGCAAGUACCCGGUCAAGCAGGAGCACCAUAUCCAGGCCAAGUACCCGGUCAAGCAGGAGCACAAUAUCCAGGCCAAGUACCCGAUCAAGCCGGAGCUCAGUAUCCUGGGCAAGUUCCCGGUCAAGCAGGAGCACAAUAUCCAGGCCAAGUACCCGGUCAAGCAGGAGCACAAUAUCCAGGCCAAGUACCCGGUCAAGCAGAAACAAAAUAUCCAGGCCAAGUACCUGGCCAAGCUGGAGCACAAUAUCCAGGUCAAGUACCCGGUCAAGCAGGAGCACAAUAUCCAGGCCAAGUACCCGGUCAAGCAGGAGCACAAUAUCCAGGCCAAGUACCCGGUCAAGCAAGAGCACAAUAUCCAGGCCAAGUACCCGGUCAAGCAGGAGCACAAUAUCCAGGCCAAGUACCCGGUCAAGCAGGAGCACAAUAUCCAGGCCAAGUACCCGGUCAAGCGGGAGCACAAUAUCCAGGCCAAGUGCCCGGUCAAGCAGGAGCGCAAUAUCCAGGCCAAGUGCCCGGUCAAGCAGGAGCGCAAUAUCCAGGCCAAGUGCCCGAUCAAGCAGGAGCGCAAUAUCCAGGCCAAGUACCCGGUCAAGCUGGAGCACGAUAUCCAGGACAAGUUCCCGGUCAAGCUGGAGCACGAUAUCCAGGACAAGUUCCCAGUCAAACAGGAGCACAAUAUCCAGGACAAGUUCCCGGUCAAGCCGGAGCUCAGUAUCCUGGGCAAGUACCCGGUCAAACAGGAGCACAAUAUCCAGGACAAGUUCCCGGUCAAACAGGAACACAAUACAUAGGGCAAGUACCGGGUCAAGCCGGAACACAGUAUCCAGGUCAAGUAAAAGAAACUAGUAUUUCUAAAGUACCUGGAGAUGCAGCGGGUCAAUCUGGAAUACAAUAUCCCCCAGAUGUAUCUGGAUUACCAACGGCAAAAUAUCCCGGACAAGUGGUUGAUCAAUCAGGAGUACAAUUCUCGGAAAAAACUACAGGACAGAUGAGCAAGCAAUACAAUGGACAAGUAACAUAUCCUGCACAACUGCCAGGUCAAACCAGCGCUCAAUACCCAGGACAAACUGCAACACAAUAUCCCGGUCAACUACCAGGACAAACUGCAACACAAUAUCCCGGUCAACUACCAGGACAACCUGGAAUUCAAUACCCAGGUCAAUUACCUGGACAACCGGACGGUAUUAUUCCAGGACAACCUGGCGCUCAAUACCCAGGUAAAUUACCAGAACAAACAGGCGUUUCAUAUCCAGGUCAAUUACCAGGCCAACCCGGCGCUCAAAUUCCAGGACAACCAGCAGUUCAAUACCCAGUUCAAAUACCAGGACAACUUGGCAUACAAUUUCCAGGUCAAUUACCGGGACAACCCGGCGCUCAAUACCCAGGCCAAUUACCAGGACAGCCCGGCGUUCAAUACCCGGGUCAAUUACCUGGGCAGCCCGGAGUUCAAUACCCGGGUCAAUUACCUGGGCAGCCCGGAGUUCAAUACCCAGGUCAAUUACCUGGGCAGCCCGGAGUUCAAUACCCGGGUCAAUUACCUGGGCAGCCCGGAGUUCAAUACCCGGGUCAAUUACCUGGGCAGCCCGGAGUUCAAUACCCGGGUCAAUUACCUGGGCAGCCCGGAGUUCAAUACCCAGGUCAAUUCCCAGGACAGCCCGGCGCUCAAUUACCAGGUCAACAACCAGGACAAUCCGGGGCUCAAUACCCUGGUUAUAUACCAGGUCAGCAAGGACAAAAGCCAGGUGAUUUAGUACAAAGAGGCCCGGGACAAGUAAUCAGUUCACAACAAAUAGACAUCACAGGCCACCUUGAUAUUGGUGAUGGUUCUGAUGAAGUUUCUCAAGCUGAAACUUCAGUCCACAGUAUAGAAGGGGGUGAGACACAAGCAGCAGCGUCUGCAACAGGAGGGGCUGCUCAGACUCAAGUGAGCGGAACGCACAGCGGAACUGGAUCCUUUACUGCCCAAGCAAGUAUAGCUGACGUUAGCCGAGGUGCAAGUGCCCAAAUACAGGGGAAUGCAAAAGGAGUUACUAGCAGUGCACAGGGUCAUGCUGGUUCUGGCAACGCGCAAGCUCAAGUUGCUACUUCUGCAGACACUGGUGCAACUUCCGCAAGCGGUCAAUCUUCCGGUUGGAACCACGGAACCAACACUUUAGUUCAAGCAGGCGGAAAAGGAGGCAUGGCAGAUGCUCAAGCCGAAGGACCAGGAAGCACAUCGUCACAAGCUCAAAUUGGAUUUAAGCCUGACGAAUCCGCCAGUGGAGAACAGGUGCAAUCGACGCCUUUCCGUGGUGGAGGCACCGCUUCAGCACAAUCUGGACGUAGUACAGGACAAAGUCAGAGUCAAAUUCAAGGGCGAUUCAAUUACGGCAUUAGUUAUACAGGCGCGGCGCAAGCCGCUUCGGGCAGCAAGGACGGUGUUCAAGGAUUCAGAAAGCUACCAAAACCUGAAGGAGUGUUUCAAGCUGGAAGUGGAGAAGAAUUAAAUAAAAGAUCUGCCAUUGGUGGAAGCAGUACUACGGCGGAAACACACGAGCAGAAAAAGGUGCUGUCGGGAGUUCAACACGAACACCAACAUGGAAGCACUUCGGGGCUUUCGCAAACUCAACAUAGUGCAAAACCAAUAUUUGGAGAUAGUACUACACCGAAGACAAUGGACAUUGAUGAAAGUUCCGAAUACGAUGACGAAUACGAUGACGAGUAUCCAGAUUCCUCAGUAACCCCAUCAUCAGCCCUUCCUUCAUUCAGAUCAUCGCCAUCAGCAAAUCCUCAACCGACACCAAGUGGAAGUAAAAUAACACAAUCAACGCCGACUCAGACCCAGCACAUCGUGUUAGGUGAGGGCCAAAGGGCAAGAGUUGUUCAAGAACCGAGAGGAACCGUUGUACCGAGUGGCGGAAUAGUUUUUCAACCUGGAGAGACAGUUGGUAAUACUGGAUAUGUAGUUCCGCAAGGAUUUAGAGGAAGACUGGUUUCGGGAGCUGGCAGUUUGGGAAAUACUUUUGCAAGUGGGGGAAAAAAUUCGCAGGCAAGUAAGCUAAAGAUAAAGAUAAAAUUGAGGUGUGGUUUGUAA